GGCAACAGAUCAGCUGUUUCGCGUUCGGGUUUCGACAACAAAGCAAGUGGUGGCGUGAAAGUUUGUUUACGUUUCGCUUGUGCUACACGCUUUCGAUGGAAAAUUCGCAUCUAAAUAGGGCUCACAUGUACGGCAGAAGGGCGGAAAACUUUGCAAAAAAUCGACGCUUUGACGAAGCCAUCGAGUGCCACCGGAAGGCCGUGUCGCACUUCAACGAGGCGCUCAAGCUGCAGACGAAUACCGUCGUGCAGGAGUCGCUGCAGCUGCAGCGAAAGUACCACCUCAAGCAGGUCGACUGGAUGCUGGUGCGGAAGCAGCAGUACGAGCGGUACCUCCGGGCGCUCGACUACCAGCGCCGCAAGAAUCCCGAUUUUCUGGCCCAGCAGAUUGAAAAGAUGGACAAAUACAACGACCUGCAGGUGGCGAUCUAUCACAACCUGGACGAUACGGACGGUUUGCUCGAAUCGCUCAACACAACGCUGACCGCGGCCCAACCGGCGGUGAAUGGUGGUCCCAAAACGGUGAACGAGCUUAUCGCUCUGAACCACUCGCUGCACAUACUGAUCCAGCGCAUGGCCCAGAAUGUGGACGAGUACGCGACGGAAAACGAGGAGCUGCGGGAGAAGCUGCGCUACUACGAGAAGGAACGGGAAGCUCCGGCGGGCGGCUCGGAAGCUGGGAAAGGGUUAGUGGACACGGAAUCGUUGGCCAGCGCGAGCAAAGGAGGUGGUGGAGGCCCCGGCACGCACAAGCAUACGCACGGAUUAAUGCACGACAAUCUGUCCACCGCUCUAGCACCGCUCGAAAUGCCCGUGUUUGAUUUGUCCGAUUUCGAUAAUCACUGAAACGCGGAGGCCCAUGCGAGACGAACGCGCGCGUGUUGGUGGUGGUGAUGAUGAUGGCACCUUUGUACCUGUGUCCUGGGGUGCGCCUGGGAACUGGUGGCGGCAGCUGCAAUGCAGCGUGUAACAGUGUUGCAGGAUGUGAUAACACUACACUUAUGUAUUUACAUUAAAUUUA
Molecule: messenger RNA, 1020 nt
Organism: Anopheles merus
Lineage: Eukaryota; Metazoa; Arthropoda; Insecta; Diptera; Culicidae
Exons: 2
Coding region: 96-845 (249 amino acids)
Biological process (GO): autophagy
Source: RefSeq, a predicted model, not a curated record